Molecule: messenger RNA, 984 nt
Organism: Oryza brachyantha (malo sina)
Lineage: Eukaryota; Viridiplantae; Streptophyta; Magnoliopsida; Poales; Poaceae
Product: nudC domain-containing protein 2
Exons: 6
Coding region: 383-859 (158 amino acids)
Biological process (GO): protein folding
Cellular component (GO): cytoplasm
Source: RefSeq, a predicted model, not a curated record
UCGCCCCCUCGUUUCUCUGCAGUCCGCCAGUCCCCACCGAGCUAGGGCUCAUCCACCCCCGUCACCGGCGCCGCUUCCUCCGUCCUCUCGCACCCGCCGGCGCCUCCUCCGUUCUCACGCACCACCCGGCGCCGCAUCCUCCGUCCUCCUCCCGCACCCGCCGCCUCCUUUCUCCCCCUGCCGCCUCCCUCCUCCUGCCGCGAAGCAGCCCGCCUCAUCCCGGUGCCGGAAGCAGUCCGCCGCCGGCUUGGGCGGCCUCCUCUCGCCGCAGGUGCCCCGAUCUGGAAUAGCCCGUGGCCCCACGGCCGGAAGAACCCCGCGCCACCUCCUCCCGUCGCCGGCACUCCAGCAGCCCGAGACCCCGCACCCCGUGAACCUUAACAUGGCAGAUAAGCUUGGACCCGAGAAGCGACACGCCUUUGUCCACAACGGCCAGAAGGUAUUUGAGUGGGACCAAACACUAGAGGAGGUGAACAUGUACAUUGAGCUCCCUAAGGGUGUACCGACCAAGCUCUUUCAAUGCACCAUCCAGGCCACACACGUUUCGCUUGGCAUCCGCGGCAAUCCACCCUACCUCAAUCAUGACCUGACACACCCUGUGAAGACUGAUUCAUCGUUCUGGACAAUAGAGGAUGGUGAAAUGCACAUCACACUGCAAAAAAGAGAGAAGGGGAAAACAUGGUCAUCCCCAAUACAAGGCCAAGGUAGCUUGGAUCCAUAUGCUGCAGACCAAGAACAAAAACGGCUCAUGCUGCAAAGGUUUCAAGAAGAGAACCCAGGAUUUGACUUCUCUCAGGCUCAGUUCACUGGCACCUGCCCUGACCCAAGAACCUUCAUGGGUGGAAUUCGCUCUGAGUGAAGCUUGUCCCAGCUUCAUGUAUCUGGCUGAAUGUUGUUGCUAUCCUCAAAGUGGCUUGUCAAAUAAUGAAACGCGGUGGAUGUACAUAUUUGACAUCUGUAAAUUCUGAAAUUGCCAGUUUCCUA